CCGGAGCAGACUGGCGGACUGGGCGCUGAGACUAGCCCGGCGGGAUCACAGGCGGGAGGACAACCCAGCGCGCUGCGGUGGGGCCCCGCAGACAGAGACUUGGAGCUGUCCACCCAGGCGGAGCGCGUCCCUGCGCCUACACAUCCAGCUCCACCUGCCUGGCCAUGGCACUGUGUCUGAAGCAGGUAUUUGCUAAGGACAAGACUUUCCGGCCCCGGAAGCGCUUCGAGCCUGGCACACAACGCUUUGAGCUAUAUAAGAAGGCACAAGCGUCACUCAAGUCCGGCCUGGACCUUCGGACUGUGGUGAGGCUGCCUCCUGGUGAGAGCAUCGAUGACUGGAUCGCUGUGCAUGUGGUGGAUUUCUUCAACCGUAUCAAUCUCAUCUAUGGCACCAUGGCUGAGCACUGCAGUGAGUCCAGCUGCCCAGUCAUGGCUGGUGGGCCCCGCUAUGAGUACCGCUGGCAGGACGAGCGCCAGUACCGGAGGCCUGCCAAGCUCUCAGCACCCCGCUAUAUGGCACUGCUCAUGGAUUGGAUCGAGGGUCUCAUCAAUGAUGAGGAUGUCUUUCCUACACGUGUUGGAGUUCCCUUCCCCAAGAACUUCCAGCAGGUCUGCACCAAGAUCCUGACCCGCCUCUUCCGCGUCUUUGUCCAUGUCUACAUCCACCACUUCGACAGCAUCCUUAGCAUGGGGGCGGAGGCGCACGUCAACACCUGCUACAAGCACUUUUACUACUUUAUCCAGGAGUUCAGCCUGGUGGACCAGAGGGAACUAGAGCCAUUGGUAAGGCCAAGUCUCCACUGCCCUUCCCUGCCGAUGCUAGCCUCUAAACGCCCAGAUCCGAAAGAUCUGUAUGAAACUCCUAUGCCAGGUGGGUAAGUGAGGGGGGCAACUCACUCAACAGUGGGUUCUGUGCUCUCGUAGAGUGUUCAUGGAGAUGUCAGUUUACAA
Molecule: messenger RNA, 953 nt
Organism: Acomys russatus (golden spiny mouse)
Lineage: Eukaryota; Metazoa; Chordata; Mammalia; Rodentia; Muridae
Gene: Mob3c
Product: MOB kinase activator 3C
Exons: 3
Coding region: 165-881 (238 amino acids)
Biological process (GO): positive regulation of protein phosphorylation; signal transduction
Cellular component (GO): cytoplasm; nucleus
Molecular function (GO): protein kinase activator activity
Source: RefSeq, a predicted model, not a curated record